Zygotorulaspora mrakii is the source of this 1176-nucleotide messenger RNA. RefSeq names its product putative phosphatidate cytidylyltransferase (gene TAM41). Lineage: Eukaryota; Fungi; Ascomycota; Saccharomycetes; Saccharomycetales; Saccharomycetaceae. The record is from RefSeq and is a predicted model, not a curated record. Gene Ontology annotation, biological process: cardiolipin biosynthetic process; CDP-diacylglycerol biosynthetic process. Bases 1 to 1176 code for a protein of 391 amino acids. The transcript has a single exon. Gene Ontology annotation, cellular component: mitochondrion. Gene Ontology annotation, molecular function: phosphatidate cytidylyltransferase activity.
AUGUUGGGGUUAAAGUACAGUGCUAGUACUGCUGGCAAUGCUGGCACUAUGCUGAGGCUUUUAAAAAAAUCAACUUCACUUGGGUGUUUGAGUUCUGUUAGGCGUCAUGGUACUUCAGCUGAACCUGAUAUUUCAAGAGAGGAAGCCAUUAUUCAUGGAGUCAAAGUUGGGGACUUCAAACGAGUUGCAGGCAAGAAAAGCACCGAGAAUUUAGACCUUUUGUUACUGGAAGAGGGGAUCAAGAAGACCGAUGAGUUAACCUCGAGUUUUACAGAUUAUAUGUAUAGAUUCAAUCGAUUGCCGGCGGACUUUGGAUCCAAUCAACUGAUUGCCGUGGAUGCUGAACUUCAGAAGGAACUAGAGGGUAUCUUGGCAAGUUUCGAAGCACCUGUGAAAUUUGCUUUUGGCUAUGGAUCUGGUGUUUUUCAACAGACAGGGUAUGUGCAAGGCGUUGAUAAGCCACAAAUCGAUUUAAUACUGGGAGUUAGUCAUGCGACACAUUUCCACUCUUUGAAUAUGAGACAGAACCCUCAACAGUACUCCAGUUUGAGAUACUUUGGCUCGUCUUUCGUAUCCCGUUUUCAAGAAGUAGGUGCUGGAGUGUAUUUUAAUCCAUUUGCUGAGAUAAAUGGGCACGAAGUUAAGUACGGUGUGAUAUCCAUGGAGAAGAUAUUGAAAGAUUUAGCUACAUGGGAUACUUUUUAUAUUGCUGGAAGAUUACAGAAGCCCGUUAAAAUUCUAAAGAAUGAUCUAAGGGUACAAUAUUGGAAUCAAUUGAACUUAAAAGGAGCUGCUAGUUUGGCGAAAUAUUUCACAUUGAAAAAGAAUAAUGGCGUCUUUGAUGAGUUUGAAUUUUAUAAUGAAAUUGCGGGACUAAGCUAUCUUGGUGAUAUCAGGUAUCAAAUAGGUGGCGAACACCCUAAUAAAGUGAAAAAUAUUGUUACAAAAAAUUUUGAGAAGUUCCAAUAUUACUAUAAACCAAUCUAUAAGGAUGUUGUUCUAAACAAUUCACUGUAUUUACCCCAAGGGUUCACACUAGAAAAUGCGGGACAUUUACUACAUGAUCGUAUCAGUAGUUCAAGCGCCUUGCAGACACUGAAAGGUAUUUUCACUGCUGGAAUAGCUAAAUCCGUCAAAUAUGCAUGGGCAAAAAAGCUCAAGACUUUCAAAAAUUAA